AUGACGGAGCCCAACCAGGAGCGUGUGGUUACGCUAGGCCGAGACGGCGCAGCUGGCGGAAAGACGCCAUCUGCGAGGCGGCGCUCCGGAAACGCAAGUUCGGUUGCAUGCGUUAUGUAUCGAGUCCACGAAGCGGCCGCGUCUGGCGGCGUCGACAUCUGCCCGUCGCACCUGCCGGGGUUUUUACCACUCCGCCACACACGACAGCGACGAGUUUGCCGGAAAGGCUCUGCUGCCCUGGUGGAUUUCGCGACGAAAUGUAUGACUUUUACUGGAGAAGAAAAUGCGUGUAUGGGAUAUCGCCUUCAAUUAGUGUCUGAA
Messenger RNA from Iphiclides podalirius (scarce swallowtail), 321 nucleotides. The record is from the annotation of a GenBank genome assembly. Lineage: Eukaryota; Metazoa; Arthropoda; Insecta; Lepidoptera; Papilionidae.